AUGUCGCACGUAAUUGCGCCUCUCAGUAUCAACGAAUCAGGAAAUGAAAUGACCACUUUUGAUGAUGACGGCGUGGACGAUGAAUAUUUGGCAUCAUUAGAUUUAGAUAUUUUGUGUUGUAAUGAAAAGACACUUAAACAUGCCGAGCCAGAGCAAGUUACGUUGACUAAUGUCGAUGUUUUAUGUCAAAAUACAGAUGAUAAUGAAACUGUAAAAACUCAUGAUUUUGGAUUUCCAUAUGAGGCCUAUUCAAUUCAAAAUGAUUUUAUGAAUGGUUUAUAUUAUGUAAUUAAAAAUAGAAAACAUGGAAUAUUUGAAUCACCAACGGGAACAGUAAUAUGUGGGGCUUUACGAUGGUUAUUUGAUGAAAUUCAAUCAUGGAAAGAUGAAUUAAAUGAAUUGAACCAAAAAAAUGAAAAUGAUACUUCGACUACAAGUAGUGACGAUUGGUUACAACGUAUUAUGAAACGAAAAGAUGAAGAAGAUGCAAAAGAAAAACGACGAGAACAAUUACAAACAUGGAUUGAUCUUGAAAAUAAUUAUGGUCAUACUAAAAAUAGUUUAGCUGCAAGCAUAAAAAAAACAGCACGAGAUUUUGAUAAAGAAUAUCGACGUUUAUUUAAUUGUGAAAUAUCAAAAAGCGAUCUUGAUUCGCAACCUAUCGUUAGUCUUAAUAAAGUUAAGGAUGACAACGAUGAUGAUGUUAGUGAUGAGGAACUCAUUGUCAAAGAUCCAAUCAUUGAUGAUUAUUUGGAUUCUUCAACGACAUCGGAACAAGUUAAAGAAAAGAAAAAUCAUGUUCUAAAAAUUUUUUAUUGUACUCGAACACAUUCUCAAAUAAGUCAGUUUAUACAAGAAAUACAAAAAACUCAAUAUUGUGAUAAACUACGUAUUGUAGCCUUAGGUUCGAGGCAGAAUUUAUGUAUCAAUGAAUCUGUAUUAAAACUUAAAUCUGUUAGUUUAAUUAAUGAAAGAUGUUUAGAAUUACAAAAGAAGAAAAAAGAAAAAAAGACAACGCGUGGCAAACGUCAAAAAACGGCGUGUGGCUGUUCAUACUUACAGCAUGAUCGGGUAGAAUGUUUGACAAAUGAUAUUCUUGGUGAUGUUCAAGAUAUCGAAGAUGUAGUGAAAGUUGGUCGUGAAAUGGAGGCGUGUCCAUAUUAUGCUAGUCGUUCAGCCAUAGCUGGUGCUCAUCUUGUUCUUUUACCUUAUCAAACAUUACUACAUAAAUCAACACGAGAUGCUUGUGGAAUAAAACUUCAAGAUAAUAUCGUUAUUAUCGAUGAGGCACAUAAUUUACCUGAUGCUGUUUGUACAAUGCAUUCAACGGAAAUAACUGGUACACAGCUUAUUGAAUCUUAUGGUCAAUUAACACGUUAUUAUGAAAAAUAUAAAAAUCGUUUAACAGCAAAAAAUUUACUCUCAAUAAAACAGUUGCUCGAUGUUCAGUUAAAACUAAUCAAAACAUUAACGUCUCAGGAAAAUUUACCACCGUUUGAUAGUGAAAAAUGGGCCAAUAUUCCUGUAUCAUCUCAAAAUGAAACAUGUGUAUCCGAUGUAAUUCGUUAUUUGUCAGAUGCAGAUAUUUAUGUUAAUCUGUUUGAGUUACUCAGCUAUAUACAAACAAGUGAAAUAACAAAAAAACUAUAUGGUUUUAUAACAAAAUAUCAGUUCAAAAGUACAUCAAACGAUGAGAAAAAGCCGAACGAGAGUGCAUUACAAAAAUUGUUACAAAAACAAGUUCCUCUGAAUAACAAACCUUCCAUUGAACAACAGCCAGAAACAACUAUAGAUCAAAAAAUAUCAAAUACAUUUGCUUUGUUUGUACCGUUUCUCGAAGCAUUGACAAAUCCAAGAGAAAAUGGAAAAGUUAUUUUGACUAAAAAACGUACGAAAACAGUUGGGCUUUGUACAAUCAAGUUUUAUGCAUUAAAACCGUCAUCAUACUUCAAAGAAAUUGUCAAUGAAACACGAUGUGUGAUUGUGGCAGGUGGUACAAUGAAACCAGUGUCCGAAUUUGUUGAUCAUCUGUUUAUUGCAUGUGGCCAGUCAAAAGAAAGAAUUUAUCAACUUUCUUGUGGUCAUAUUGUUCCCGAAACGAAUGUUUUGGCGAUUGGAUUACCGUGCGGACCCAACAAUGUUGAAUUUGAAUUUACUGCUGCCAAUCGAUCGAAUAUUUCAAUGAUGGAUGAGUUGGGACGAUUAUUGAUUUCUUUAACGUCAACUAUUCCGCACGGCAUCGUUAUCUUCUUUUGUUCUUAUGAUCAUUUACAAAAAGCGUAUACACAUUUUGAAAAAACAUUUGUAUUGAAUAAAAUACUACCUAAAAAAAAGAUAUUUAUGGAACCCAAACGUUCAGGUGAUGUUGAAACAGUUCUUACAAAUUAUACAAAAGCUAUUAAAAAUAAAGAUGGAUCGGGUGCGCUACUCUUUUCCGUAGUUGGUGGAAAAAUGAGUGAAGGAAUCAACUUUUCGAAUGAACUUGCACGAUGUGUUUGUGUUAUCGGUUUACCUUAUGCAAAUAUUGGCUCGUCAGAACUUAUUGAAAAAAUGAAAUAUUUAGAUUUGACACAGGAAAAAUCUUCAUCAUGUGAAAGUGGUGGUCGAGCAUAUUAUGAAAAUACAUGUUGGAAAGCUGUCAAUCAAUCUAUCGGUCGAGCAAUUCGCCAUAAAAAUGAUUAUGCAUGUUUGCUAUUAGUUGAUAAACGUUAUAGUAAACAAAAUGUUCUAACCAAAUUACCCCACUGGCUUGAAAAAAGUUUUAUGCGUGUGAAGAAUUUUAGUGAAGCAUCAUCCUCUCUAAAUAAGUUUUUCUCUCAACCUCGUGGUGUUUGA
Molecule: messenger RNA, 2835 nt
Organism: Didymodactylos carnosus
Lineage: Eukaryota; Metazoa; Rotifera; Eurotatoria; Philodinida; Philodinidae
Source: the annotation of a GenBank genome assembly